AUGAACUCUUCUGGCUCUCUUUCACGUACAGAAACAUGGCGUCUACUGCUGCUCGUGGGGGCCAGCGUCGGCAUCCUGGUAAACACGGUCCAGGGCGACGGUGCGCCGCUCGUGGCUUCGAUUGCGUUGAGCGGAAUCACCUUCGCCCUGGGGUAUAGUCUGGUUCAAUGGCUUGGGCCGGUAUUUCUGAAGGCUGGCCUGAAGGGAAAAGACAUGGCCAAGCCCCGACGGCCUGAGAUACCAGAGACCAUGGGAGCCGUCUGUGCGGUCAUAUAUCUGUUGUCGCUGAUUAUUUUUAUCCCAUUUGCCUUUUACAAAGACAUCGUCGCAGCGACAUCCGGUGGAGGAAAUCGCGAUGUCGUCCUGGAAGUCCAUCAUGUUGAAAUGGGCCGAUACCUCCACCGAUUCCCUCAUGGCAAACUUGCCUCAUACUUGUCGGGUCUUCUUUCCCUGCAAUCCGUCGUCAUCCUGGGGAUUGGAGACGACCUGCUCGACAUCCGCUGGAGACACAAAGUCCUGAUCCCUGCAUUCGCCUCGAUUCCAAUGCUGAUCGUCUAUUUCGUCGACUUCGGCGUCACCCAGGUGGUCGUUCCGGUACCGCUCCAACGCUACCUGGGUGACUUUGUUGAUCUCGGAUGGUUGUACUACAUGUACAUGGCCGCAGUUGCAAUUUUCUGUCCCAAUGCCAUCAACAUGCUUGCGGGUAUCAACGGCAUUGAAGUGGCUCAAUCGCUUGUGAUUGCACUUUUGCUUCUUUUCAAUGAUGCCAUGUACCUCGCCCCCGUCACGCCAUACCCGCACCCGGCAACCGACUCCCACCUGUUCUCGAUCUAUUUCCUGUUGCCAUUCAUUGGCGUGUCGGCUGCACUCCUGUGCCACAAUUGGUAUCCUUCCAAGGUGUUUGUGGGUGAUACCUAUUGCUACUUCGCCGGCAUGGUGUUCGCCGUCGUAGGCAUUCUUGGGCACUUCAGCAAAACCCUGCUGCUACUGUUCAUCCCGCAAAUCUUCAACUUCCUUUACUCGACACCGCAACUAUUCAAGAUUAUUCCGUGCCCUAGACACCGACUGCCAAAAUUUAACGCUGUGACUGGCCUGCUGGACACGUCUGUGACGGAGUGGACCAUCCCACCAUCUCCGCUGGUUGGCGCGGCACUACAUCUUCUGCACAAGCUCCGGCUGGCGCGCAUCACUACCAAUGAAGAUGGUCAGAUUGUCGAGUCAACUAACCUCACAAUUCUGAAUCUGUGGCUGGUCUGGAUGGGACCAAUGAAAGAGAACCGACUUGCAUGGCACAUGGUGGUGGUACAGAUCGCGUGCGGCAUUCUUGGUUUGUUCGUGCGACAUCGCCUCGCUUUACUCGUGUUCCACCAUGAUAAUAGGCCUUUUGAGCUUGUUUAG
Penicillium lagena is the source of this 1398-nucleotide messenger RNA. Its product is annotated as UDP-N-acetylglucosamine--dolichyl-phosphate N-acetylglucosaminephosphotransferase. Gene Ontology annotation, molecular function: UDP-N-acetylglucosamine-dolichyl-phosphate N-acetylglucosaminephosphotransferase activity. The record is from RefSeq and is a predicted model, not a curated record. Gene Ontology annotation, biological process: dolichol-linked oligosaccharide biosynthetic process; protein N-linked glycosylation. The coding region runs from base 1 to 1398 and encodes 465 amino acids. Gene Ontology annotation, cellular component: membrane. Lineage: Eukaryota; Fungi; Ascomycota; Eurotiomycetes; Eurotiales; Aspergillaceae. The transcript has 3 exons.